CGCCUAACAUAUCUUUAAUUUCCACUAUGAAUUGUUCACUACCACAAAUUAGAAUUUGUAAAUGUUCUAAGCCGGUUUUCGCUAUAUAAUCAUCAAAAUGCUUUCUACUAAGUUUUUCUUUAUGCACUACCUCGUUAUAUUUACAAUUAUAGUCGGAAAAAUCGCUCAGAAACACUUCAUAAGUAAAAUUCCAGUAUCUGGAAAAUUCCUUCAAAGCAUUUCUCAUUAAAAUGUCGUUACAGCUGCGACAACAAAAAAAUAGCUUCAAAAAAGUGCAACAGUCCUCGUUUUUUAGUAUUCCCUCGAUAAUCUCGUGGAAAGGGGCUAUUCCCGUACCCUGCGCGAUAAAAAGCAUAUUUUUGUACAUGUAACUCGCCGUAUAAUCGCCAUACGGCCCCCUCCAUAGAGUUUUCUGAUUUAUUUUCAUGUUUCUAAAAAACCGCGACAUCUCCCCAUUUCUGUACAGUUUAAUCAAAAUCGCGAACUGUUUUUCGUUCAAAUUCGCCAAUUUUAACGGCGUGUACGCCUUGGAAAACUCCUCGCCAGCCCAAUUUUUCCCCUUGACAAAAAAAUGCUGCCCCGCGGUAAAUUUAACGAUGAAAUCGUCGUAAUUUUUACCCGGAGCGUCGUUGUGGAAACCCGCGAACUCGAACGUGUAGAAAAACGUGUUUUCCGUGUGCUUUUCGAUGUUUACCGCACGGAAAAUUGACAGUUUCGCAGGUAGAAUGCACGACUUCUCCAAAUUUUGACCUUCUUUUUUUUGACGAUAUAAUUUUAAUUGCUCCUCGUAGACGUCCAAAAUGCACGGAUUGCAACCCGAAUUGCAACAAUCGUCCGGAUUCGGCUCUUCCGGAAGCUCCAUUAUCAAGAAUUUUUAAUAACAAAGCUGUGUUUAUGUAAAAUCUACGUACUUGGUGAGUUUGGUUUUGUUAGGUUUGUCAGUUGGCGCGCCUGCGCCGAGUCGACUUGGUCUGUCAAAAACAAACGUCAUCUUUCUCUUUAGCCAAGUGUUGCAAACAUGGCUGUUGGUAAAAAUAAGGGAUUGUCUAAAGGCGGCAAGAAGGGAGUCAAGAAGAAGGUCGUGGACCCCUUCACCAGAAAAGACUGGUACGAUGUUAAGGCCCCUAGCAUGUUUGCCACCCGCCAGGUUGGAAAAACCCUGGUGAAUCGUACGCAAGGAACCAAAAUCGCUUCAGAAGGUUUAAAAUUCCGCGUUUUUGAAGUUUCCCUCGCUGAUUUGCAGAACGACAACGAUGCUGAACGUUCUUUCAGAAAGUUCAGGCUCAUCGCUGAAGACGUGCAAGGCAGAAAUGUCCUUACCAACUUCCAUGGCAUGGACUUGACCACCGACAAGUUGCGUUCCAUGGUAAAAAAAUGGCAGACCUUAAUCGAGGCAUCUGCUGACGUUAAAACCUCUGACGGUUAUUUAUUGAGGGUUUUCUGCAUUGGUUUCACCAACAAAGACCAAAUCUCGCAGAGGAAAACUUGCUACGCCCAACACACACAAGUUAGGGCCAUUCGCAAGAAGAUGGUCGAGCUGAUCACUCGCGACAUUACCGGCAGCGACUUGAAGGAGGUGGUCAACAAAUUGUUGCCCGAUUCCAUCGCCAAGGACAUUGAAAAGUCCUGCCAGGGCAUCUACCCCCUGCACGACGUGUACAUUCGCAAAGUGAAAGUGUUGAAGAAGCCACGUUUCGAGCUCUCCAAACUUUUGGAGAUGCAUGGGGAUGGCGGUAAAGGCGAAGGCGCCGUUGGUGGGGAAGGGGGCUCGAAGGUUGACAAACCAGAGGGUUACGAACCACCAGUGCAAGAAGCCGUUUAAGUUUUUUAUAAUUAACUGAUAAUUAUAUGUAUAAAAAUUGAAAAAUCAAUAAAUACGGUGUAUUUAGACAA
Brassicogethes aeneus is the source of this 1893-nucleotide messenger RNA. Lineage: Eukaryota; Metazoa; Arthropoda; Insecta; Coleoptera; Nitidulidae. The record is from the annotation of a GenBank genome assembly.